Messenger RNA from Acanthisitta chloris (rifleman), 2346 nucleotides. It is a transcript of the gene RAD54L, whose product is annotated as RAD54-like (S. cerevisiae). The transcript is spliced from 16 exons. Lineage: Eukaryota; Metazoa; Chordata; Aves; Passeriformes; Acanthisittidae. The record is from RefSeq and is a predicted model, not a curated record. Gene Ontology annotation, biological process: double-strand break repair via synthesis-dependent strand annealing; reciprocal meiotic recombination. Gene Ontology annotation, cellular component: nucleus. The annotation marks the transcript as partial. Gene Ontology annotation, molecular function: DNA translocase activity; ATP binding; ATP-dependent chromatin remodeler activity.
ACUCGGAAGAGGCAGAAGCCUGUCAGUGAGACAGAGAGUGGAGAAUGUUACAGGUCACCUUUCCGGAAACCGUUGGCUCAACUGACCAACAGACCUCACUGCCUGGACAGCAGUCAGCAUGAGGCUUUCAUCCGCAGCAUUUUGUCCAAGCCCUUCAAAGUCCCCAUUCCAAAUUACAAAGGGCCCCUGGGCUUGCGUUCGCUAGGAAUCAAGCGGGCAGGAGUGAGGAGUCCUCUCCAUGACCCGUUUGAGGAAGGAGCUCUGGUUCUGUAUGAGCCCCCGGUGCUGAGUGCCCAUGACCAGCUGAAAAUAGACAAAGACAAAGCACCUGUCCAUGUUGUAGUGGAUCCUGUCCUCAGCCGUGUGUUACGGCCCCAUCAGAGAGAAGGAGUGAAAUUCCUCUGGGACUGUGUGAUGAGCCGACGGAUCCCUGGGAGUCAUGGCUGCAUCAUGGCAGAUGAAAUGGGGCUGGGCAAAACUCUGCAGUGCAUCACACUCAUGUGGACACUUCUCCGGCAAAGUCCGGACUGCAAACCUGAAAUCGAGAAAGCCAUGGUGGUGUCUCCCUCCAGCCUGGUGAGAAACUGGUACAAUGAAGUAGAGAAAUGGCUGGGGGGCAGGAUCCAGCCAUUGGCCAUUGAUGGAGGCUCCAAAGAAGAGAUUGACCGUAAACUAGUUGGCUUUAUGAACCAGCGUGGCCUGCGAGUGCCUUCACCCAUCCUGAUCAUCUCCUAUGAGACCUUCCGACUCCACGCUGAGGUGUUACAGAAGGGCAGUGUUGGGCUGGUCAUAUGUGACGAGGGCCAUAGGUUGAAGAACUCUGAAAACCAAACAUACCAGGCUCUCAACAGCUUAAACACACCUCGACGAGUCCUGAUCUCAGGCACCCCCAUUCAGAACGACCUGCUUGAGUAUUUCAGCCUGGUGCACUUCGUCAAUUCAGGCAUCCUUGGAACUGCACAGGAAUUCAAAAGACAUUUUGAACUUCCCAUCUUGAAAGGCAGAGAUGCGGAUGCAAGUGAAGCUGAGCGACACAAAGGAGAAGAGAGGCUUAAAGAGCUCAUCAGUAUUGUGAACAGGUGUUUAAUUCGAAGAACUUCAGACAUCCUGUCCAAAUACCUACCAGUGAAGAUUGAACAGGUGGUCUGCUGCAGACUGACACCUCUGCAGGCUGAGCUGUACAAGAACUUCCUGAAGCAAGCCAAGCCAGUGGAGGAGCUGAAGGAGGGCAAAAUCAGUGUGUCAUCUCUCUCUUCCAUCACCUCCUUGAAGAAGCUCUGUAAUCACCCUGCUCUUAUCCAUGAUAAAUGUGUGGAAGAGGAAGAAGGAUUUAUGGGAGCCCUGGACUUGUUCCCUGCUGGCUACAGCACCAAAUCUGUGGAGCCGCAGCUUUCAGGAAAGAUGCUGGUUUUGGAUUACAUCCUUGCUGUUACCAAAAGCACCAGCAAUGACAAAGUGGUUUUAGUGUCUAACUACACUCAGACACUGGAUCUAUUUGAAAAGCUCUGCAGGAGCAGAAGGUAUUUAUAUGUCCGGCUGGACGGCACCAUGUCCAUUAAGAAGAGAGCAAAGAUUGUGGAGCGAUUCAACAGCCCCUCGAGCCCUGAGUUCAUCUUCAUGUUAAGCAGCAAAGCAGGUGGCUGUGGUUUGAACUUGAUUGGGGCUAACAGACUGGUGAUGUUCGAUCCUGACUGGAAUCCAGCCAACGACGAGCAGGCCAUGGCUCGCGUGUGGCGCGAUGGCCAGAAGAAGACAUGCUACAUCUAUCGGCUGCUUUCGACAGGGACCAUAGAGGAGAAGAUAUUCCAACGCCAGACCCACAAGAAGGCCCUCAGCAGCUGUGUGGUGGAUGAAGAGCAGGAUGUGGAAAGGCACUUCUCACUUGGGGAGCUGAAGGAGCUCUUCACGUUGAAUGAGACUACUACCAGUGACACGCAUGACAAGAUCAAGUGUCGUCGCUGUGUGAACGGCCACCAGGUACGGCCUCCCCCCGAAGGGUCUGACUGCACCUCGGACCUGUCCCAGUGGAACCAUAGUGCGGAUAAGCGGGGCCUGCAGGACUCCGUGCUGAAGGCUGCCUGGGAUGCGGCUGUCACCUUCACUUUCCAUCAUCACUCCCAUGAGGAGCAGCGAGGGAUUCCCUAGCAGGUUACUGUCCCCUGUGGGGGCAAAGGGCAGGCUGCUGUGGUGGCUCGCCCCACUUUAAUCCCUUUCAAGGAAAAGGGCAGUGGGCAACUCUACAGGUUGGACUGUUGUGUGGCUGUGGAAUAGCAGAACAGUGUGGCUUCCCAGAGGCUGGAAGGCCCUUGGCAGUGUUCAGUCUACUGCAACAGCAAGGAGUCUGUU